Molecule: messenger RNA, 1278 nt
Organism: Guyanagaster necrorhizus
Lineage: Eukaryota; Fungi; Basidiomycota; Agaricomycetes; Agaricales; Physalacriaceae
Product: kinase-like protein
Exons: 2
Coding region: 206-865 (219 amino acids)
Source: RefSeq, a predicted model, not a curated record
CUCAAGAGCAGCAAAAGGCUGGCCUCGUCGUCCGGGACGGUUCGACUUUUUAGAAAGCUAUUCCUUUUACUGGGAAUGCAAAAUCUGGUACUGGGGAGCUACUGGUCUAUCGAACGCUGUAUCAUGCCUGUGGGAUUUGACUAUUGGACGCCGUUUUUAUGUCAAGUCAUAUCAUAGGUGUCCUAUAUCUACAGACCUUGCGACGAUGCAUUUCGUCAGGUCACACACCAACAUUCCCAUUCCUCGCGUCUAUUUUAGUUUUCGCUGGCUCUCCUACCGCUAUGUAAUCAUGGAUCGCAUUCCUGGUGUAGAACUUGAUGACGUCUGGCGAGACAUGCCUCUAGAUGGAAAAAUCGCCAUCGCAGCACAGCUGAGAGGCUAUUUCAAUCAGCUACGUGCCAUUCCACCUUCCGCCUCCCCUACUAUCUGCUCCGUCACCGGGGGACCUUUCAUUUGCAGUCGCCUGCACGCAGACAUGGAGUGGUGUGGGCCUUUCCAAGAUGAGGAACACAUGAACUCCCAGUUGCGACGCCUCCGACCCCUAGAGAAGUUUGAUGAAAUUGUUCAGGCCAGUCAUCGGCUCGUGCAUCCCCUAGUUUUUACUCAUAAUGAUUUUGCACCCCGCAAUGUCAUGGUGAAGGAGACGCCUCUUGGUUGGAAAGUAACUGGUGUCAUUGACUGGGAAUGUGCCGGCUGGCUUCCUUCUCAUUGGGAGUACUGCAAAUCACUCAAUUGGAACUGUUUAAAUGCGAACUGUGGUUCUUGGAAUUGGGAAGGCUGGAUACCUAAAAUACUCGAGCCGUUCGACCUGGAAGCAGAGGCAGAUAGAAAGCUGUUACCUCCUCCGACGUUCCAUGUCCUGUAGCAGACAUUUGAUUUUCCUACUAUGUUCACCCUCCCACGUACCCUGCCACCCUCCAACUCAUUUCCCACUACACGCAGCGCAUCCCAAGCGUCGUCCUCUGUACCUAUCGUCGUCGAGCUGACUGGUGGCUGAUUUCCCUUCAAUGGGUCCAUGGCUUCUGAUAGUAGUCGAUAGUCGGUGUUCCUGUUUAUUCAGUGUCUUUUUUAAGGUUUCAGUACUUCAUUUGAUGGGAGAUAAAGCACGAUGGGUUCUGGUUGAUGGCUAUCGUUGAAGGACCAUUUGGUCGCAGUUGUCGUUCGCAGUUUACGUGCCACAGACGUUACCCCAGCGCUUGGGGACGCAUCGAACCAUCUAAAUAAGACGUAUACAUGAUGAGCUAGUAAACAACGUAAAUAAAACGGACAUAUAAUCAG